AUGGCAACGACGCUCAGUUCAAAGAUGGCGCCCGAAUGGGGUAGAGGAGGGUCCUCGGGUUCAGGUCGGGGCCCAAGUCGGUGGCUUUGGAGCGGUUCUUUAUGGGUCCGAGGCAUUUUGCUCCUGUUGGGCGGGCUCCGGACAAGUGCUACGUCUAUUCCUGUGUCCUUGAGCAGUGCGCUUCCCUGCCGGCACCACGUCCCCUCUGACACUGAGAUCAUAAAUAAGGUCCAUCUUAAAGCAAAUCAUGUUGUAAAGAGAGAUGUUGAUGAACAUUUAAGAAUCAAGACUGUCUAUGAUAAAAGUAUUGAAGAGUUGCUCCAUGAAAAAAGAUCCCUUGUUAAGAACAAACUUUUUCCACAAGCUAUUUCUUAUUUAGAGAAGACUUUUCAGGUUCGUAGACCUGCGGGCACUAUCUUACUUAGCAGACAAUGUGCAACAAACCAAUACCUACGGAAGGAAAAUGAUCCCCACAGAUAUUGUACUGGAGAAUGUGCAGAGCAUACAAAAUGUGGCCCCAUUAUAGUGCCUGAAGAGCACCUCCAGCAAUGCAGGGUCUGCCGUGGGGGUAAGUGGCCCUGUGGAGCGGUGGGUUUGCCAGACCAAGAGGGGGUCCGAGAUGCUGACUUUGUUCUUUAUGUUGGUGCUCUGGCCACCGAGAGGUGCAGCCAUGAAAACAUCAUUUCUUAUGCAGCCUUUUGUCAGCUUUUUUUUUAAGCAAAAAUGGACAGGCCAAUAGCAGGAUAUGCUAACCUGUGUCCAAAUAUGAUCUCUACCCAGCCUCAGGAGUUUAUUGGGAUGCUGUCUACAGUGAAACAUGAGAUUAUUCAUGCCCUGGGUUUCUCUGCUGGGCUAUUUGCAUUCUACCGUGAUAAAGAUGGAAAUCCUCUAACUUCAAGAUUUGCAGAUGGUCUCCCACUUUUUAAUUAUAGUCUUGGAUUAUAUCAAUGGAGUGAUAAAGUAGUUCAAAAAGUGGAGAGAUUAUGGGAUGUUCGAGAUAACAAGAUAGUUCCUCACACUGUGUAUCUCCUCGUAACGCCUCGUGUUGUUGAUGAAGCAAGAAAACAUUUUAACUGUCCAAUUCUGGAGGGAAUGGAACUUGAAAAUCAAGGUGGUAUGGGCACUGAACUCAACCAUUGGGAAAAGCGUUUAUUAGAGAAUGAAGCAAUGACUGGUUCUCACACCCAGAACCGAGUCCUCUCUCGAAUCACUCUGGCAUUAAUGGAGGACACUGGCUGGUAUAAAGCUAAUUAUAGCAUGGCUGAGAAGUUAGACUGGGGUCGAGGAAUGGGCUGUGACUUUGUCAGGAAGAGCUGUAAAUUCUGGAUUGAUCAGCAGAGAAAAAAGAGGCAGAUGCUGAGCCCUUACUGUGACACCCUCAGAAGUAAUCCCUUGCAGUUAACUUGCAGACAGGACCAGAGAGCAGUUGCAGUGUGUAAUUUGCAGAAGUUUCCAAAACCUUUGCCUCAAGAAUACCAGUACUUUGAUGAACUCAGUGGAAUACCUGCAGAAGAUUUGCCUCAUUAUGGUGGUUCAGUAGAAAUUGCUGACUACUGCCCUUUCAGUCAGGAAUUCAUUUGGCAUGUAAGUGGUGAAUAUCAGCGCAGCUCAGAUUGUAGAAUAUUGGAAAAUCAACCAGACCUUUUAAAAAACUAUGGUGCUGAAAAGUAUGGACCUCAUUCAGUUUGUCUAAUUCAGAAAUCAGCAUUUGUCAUGGAAAAUUGUGAAAGGAAGCAGAGUUACCCAGACUGGGGGAGUGGAUGUUAUCAGGUUUCUUGUUCUCCACAAGGUCUAAAGGUUUGGGUCCAGAAUACUUCAUAUUUGUGUAGUCGAGCCGGGCAGGUCCUCUUCAUUAGUAUUCACAUGAACGGCUGGAUUCACGAUGGAAACCUGCUCUGCCCAUCAUGUUGGGACUUCUGUGAACUCUGUCCUCCAGAAACAGAUCCUCCAGCUGCUAACCUGACCCGAGCUCUACCCCUUGAUCUCUGUUCCCGUUCCUCUAGCCUUGUGGUCACCCUCUGGCUUCUGCUAGGCAAUCUGUUUCCUCUGCUGGCUGGAUUUCUUCUGUGUGUACUAGGAAUGGAAAUGUGAAUUCUCAAGGCAUUCUUUUGUGUCAUGUUCCUCUGAACAAAGCACAAAAUCUGAGUGAGUAUCAGUCUGUGCAGAUGGCAGAAGGGGCAUUCAUGACUUUGGCCUGAAAGUGUUGGCCACAGUCAGACCUUGAAGCAGAGCUUCACAGCAACCCAACAGCCUCGGCUUGGAGAAGGGGAAGGAAUUCCAAGUCAUCAAGACUCUAUUUUUCAGGAUGCAUAACCGUCCUCAAGUUUUCCUUUGAAAAUGGGAUAUUGGUGAAAUUUUCAGAUUACAUACCUCAGCAUUCUCAUUAACCUAAAAUGAUGGGAAAGUUCAUCAAUACUGCAAUAAUAAAGAACUGCUAAUUACUGCAGAUUAUAAGUUGUGGAUCCUGUACCCACAAGUAUAAAUUAUCCUUUGACUUACAGAAAAUAAUUGAGUUGAGGUUUGUACAUCGUUGUUACACCUAUUUUGAAUUUAAUGAGUGUACAUGGUACAAUUAAAUCAUUGUUCUUGUUGUUCUAAAAAGUCUUUUAUAAAAUUAUGUUUUGCUAAAUGUUAUGAUUUAGCCAUGCUUGCCUUUUCAAACUAGCUGUGUGAUCGUUUACUAUGGAAUCAUGGUGUGUUGGUAGCCCUCUUCCAGCUGCAUCUGUUACUCCCAGAUCUCUGUAGCUCAGUGUCCUGUUGUAUCCUCCAUUCAUUUAAUAAUGACCUG
This is a messenger RNA of Myotis davidii, 2788 nucleotides long. It is a transcript of the gene LMLN, whose product is annotated as leishmanolysin-like (metallopeptidase M8 family). Gene Ontology annotation, molecular function: metalloendopeptidase activity. The transcript has 17 exons. NCBI's taxonomy places the organism in Eukaryota, Metazoa, Chordata, Mammalia, Chiroptera, Vespertilionidae. Gene Ontology annotation, cellular component: membrane; cytoplasm. The record is from RefSeq and is a predicted model, not a curated record. Gene Ontology annotation, biological process: cell adhesion; proteolysis.